CCGGAAACCCUCCUGGGCCCCGGGCUCCCGCCUCCACGCACCCUCGUCCUGCUCGCCGCUCCCUCCUCCCACCCCAGCAGCACCUCCCCCGUCUCCCCUAUCCCAGCUUUCUCGCUCCAGCUCCUCCCCUCCUCCGCGCCUCCUCGCUCCCCUCCCCCUCCGCGGCUGCUCCCUGCCCCCGCCGCGGAUCUCCAUCUCUGCAGCCUCGGCCGCUGGGUGCACAGGCUGUCGCAGCCCCCGCGGCCACCACCGCCAACCCGAGCCCCGAUACCCAUUGUCUCCUACUCUCCCCGGCCUUCCACCUUCUCCACAACCAUGGCGCACGAAGCCGGGAGAAGCUCUCGUCUCGGGGGGCCCUGCGGGGAGCCGACGGAGCUUGGAGGUGAUGCUAGCGAGGAGGACCACCCCCAGGUCUGUGCCAAGUGCUGCGCACAAUUCACUGACCCAACCGAAUUCCUCGCCCACCAGAACGCAUGUUCUACUGACCCCCCUGUAAUGGUGAUAAUUGGGGGCCAGGAGAACCCCAACAACUCUUCGACCUCUUCUGAACCUCGGGCUGAGGGCCACAUUAGUCCCCAGGUCAUGGAGGCAGAGCACAACAGCCCUCCGGAUUCUGGGUCCGUCGUCCCCACAGAUCCCACCUGGGGCCCAGAGCGGAGGGCAGAGGAGUCUGUGGGGCACUUCCUGGUCGCUGCCGCAGGUACUGCAGCUGGGGGAGGUGGGGGCCUGAUCUUGGCCAGUCCCAAGCUGGGAGCAACCCCGUUACCUCCAGAAUCCACCCCUGUGCCCCCGCCUCCUCCACCUCCUCCCCCGCCCCCAGGCGUAGGCAGCGGACACUUGAACAUUCCUCUGAUCUUGGAAGAGCUGCGGGUGCUACAGCAGCGACAGAUCCAUCAGAUGCAGAUGACUGAGCAAAUCUGCCGCCAGGUGCUGCUACUUGGCUCUCUCGGCCAGACAGUGGGCACCCCUGCCAGUCCCUCAGAGUUACCUGGGACAGGGACCACGUCCUCUACCAAGCCCCUGCUUCCCCUCUUCAGCCCCAUCAAACCCGUCCAAACUGGCAAGACUCUGGCACCUUCUUCUUCCUCCUCUUCCUCCUCCUCCUCCUCAGGGGCAGAAACACCUAAGCAGGCUUUCUUCCACCUUUAUCAUCCACUGGGGUCACAGCACCCGUUUUCUGCUGGAGGAGUUGGGCGAAGCCACAAACCCACCCCUGCUGCGUCCCCGGCCCUGCCGGGCAGCACAGAUCAACUGAUUGCGUCGCCUCAUCUGGCGUUCCCAGGCACCACAGGAUUGUUGGCAGCACAGUGUCUUGGGGCAGCCCGAGGCCUGGAGGCCACUGCCUCCCCAGGGCUCCUGAAGCCAAAGAAUGGAAGUGGUGAGCUGGGCUUUGGGGAAGUGAUGGGCCCCUUGGAGAAGCCUGGUGGACGGCAUAAAUGCCGCUUCUGUGCCAAAGUAUUUGGCAGUGACAGUGCCCUGCAGAUCCACCUGCGUUCCCACACGGGGGAGAGGCCCUAUAAGUGUAAUGUCUGUGGCAACCGCUUCACCACCCGCGGUAACCUCAAAGUGCAUUUCCACCGGCACCGUGAGAAGUACCCGCACGUACAGAUGAACCCUCACCCGGUGCCGGAGCACCUAGACUACGUCAUCACCAGCAGCGGCCUCCCCUACGGUAUGUCUGUGCCGCCUGAGAAGGCAGAGGAGGAGGCAGCCAUGCCCGGUGCCAGUGUGGAACGCAAGCCUUUGGUGGCCUCCACCACAGCACUCAGUGCCACAGAGAGCCUGACGCUACUCUCCACCAGUGCAGGCCCAGCCACGGCGCCUGCGCUCCCUGCUUUCAAUAAGUUUGUACUCAUGAAAGCAGUAGAGCCAAAGAGUAAAGCUGAUGAAAAUACCCCUCCAGGAAGUGAGGGCUCCACCAUCGCUGGGGUGGCGGAAAGUAGCACAGCAGCCCGCAUGCAGCUAAGUAAGCUGGUGACUUCACUGCCCAGCUGGGCACUGCUUACCAACCAUUUGAAAUCCACCAGUAGCUUCCCCUUCCCCUAUGUGCUAGAGCCCUUGGGGGCCUCACCGUCUGAGACAUCGAAGCUGCAGCAACUGGUAGAGAAGAUUGACCGACAAGGAACAGUGGCCGUGGCUUCUACUGCCUCAGGAGCUCCCACCACCUCUGCGCCUGCAACUUCGGCCUCCACCUCAUCUGGACCAAACCAGUGUGUCAUCUGCCUCCGGGUGCUGAGCUGUCCUCGAGCACUGCGCCUGCAUUAUGGCCAGCACGGAGGUGAGCGGCCCUUCAAAUGCAAAGUGUGCGGCAGAGCUUUCUCCACCCGGGGCAAUCUGCGUGCACAUUUCGUGGGCCACAAGGCCAGUCCUGCUGCCCGGGCCCAGAACUCCUGCCCCAUCUGCCAGAAGAAGUUCACUAAUGCUGUUACUCUGCAGCAACAUGUUCGGAUGCACCUAGGGGGCCAGAUCCCCAACGGUGGUACCAUGCUCCCUGAAGGCGGGGGAGCUGCCCAGGAGAAUGGCUCUGAGCAAUCUGCAGUCUCUGGGGCAGGAAAUUUCCCCCAGCAGCCUUCCCAGCAGCCAUCCCCAGAAGAGGAGUUGUCGGAAGAGGAGGAGGAGGACGAGGAAGAAGAGGAAGAUGUGACUGAUGAAGAUUCCCUGGCAGGAAGAGGCUCAGAGAGUGGAGGUGAGAAGGCAAUAUCAGUGCGUGGUGAUUCAGAAGAGGCAUCUGGGGCAGAGGAGGAAGGGGGGGUGGUGGUGGCAGCACCCACAGUUGGGAAGGCGAUGGACAGUAAUGAGAAAGCAAUUCAACCACCUUCUCUGCUGCCGCCACCACCACCACCACCACCACCACCACCACCACCACCACCACCACCACCACUACCUGAUAGCCUGGACCAGACACAGCCAAUGGAGCCAGGAGGCAGUGAUGUUGCAGGAAGCACGGAAGAGGGGGGCAAACCAGAAAGGAGCUCAAGCCCAACAUCGACGCUCACCCUGGGAGGGGAAGGUAGUGGCACCAUGGUGGAGGAGCUGAGCAUGCAGGAAGCCAUGAGAAGGGAGCCAGGAGACAGCAGUAGCCGAAAAGCCUGUGAGGUGUGUGGCCAGACCUGCCCCACCCAGGCAGUCCUGGAGGAGCAUCAGAAGACCCACCCCAAGGAGGGGCUGCUCUUCACUUGCGUUUUCUGCAGGCAGGGCUUUCUGGAGCGGGCUAACCUCAAGAAGCACAUGCUGCUGGCUCACCACCAGUACACAGCUUUCCUGUCAAGUGAUCUGCCCAUCAAGCCCCAGAGUUCCAGCUGCAUCACCGCUUCAGGCCUGGAACCAGCAGGGCUGUUUGGCCCAGGAACUGUGGCAGGAAGGUGCCUCCAGCAAUGGGAUCCAGAGAGGCCAAGAGAAGAGAGCUCCUUCUUCCUAUUUCGGCCUCCUGCAUCCAAGGCGGCAUCUGAGAAGGCCAUCGUAGAAGAGAACUAGCAAACUGUACAUUACUUCUCCUGCCUCUUGCUCCCGAAGGUGCCAGAGGCGAAGAUGCAAUAGUGUGUGCAUCUGGUGUCUCAGCUGGAGGGAGUAGGAUGAAAUGAAGGGUGUAGGACACUUUUCUCUCACUCUUCCCUCAUGGUCACAUCAAGGCAAAGGUGUUGGCUGGUUGAUAUGCCAGCACAUGGCCAGCUUCUCAUAGUCCUUUAUCAUGACCUCUCAAAUUUAGGAAAUGAGGAUUUCUUGCCAAGAGGUCUUCCAGUGGGAUGUUUUGGGAAAUAUGAAGUUUAUAUCUUCAACCAGUUAUUGUUGGUGAGGGUUGCUGAAGGAGUAAUGUUGGAGAGUUGAGGAGUGUUGCUAAAGCAUCAGCUUGCUGGGAACCUAUGUGAUU
Molecule: messenger RNA, 3868 nt
Organism: Manis pentadactyla (Chinese pangolin)
Lineage: Eukaryota; Metazoa; Chordata; Mammalia; Pholidota; Manidae
Gene: SALL2
Product: spalt like transcription factor 2
Exons: 3
Coding region: 316-3474 (1052 amino acids)
Biological process (GO): regulation of transcription by RNA polymerase II
Cellular component (GO): nucleus
Molecular function (GO): DNA-binding transcription factor activity, RNA polymerase II-specific; RNA polymerase II cis-regulatory region sequence-specific DNA binding
Source: RefSeq, a predicted model, not a curated record